AUGCGGCUCUCCUUGGACCCCGACGACUCCUCGAAGGGCUUCAAGCUCAGGUUUGAGUUCGCGCCGAACCCGUACUUUGAGGAGGCGGUGCUUUCGAAGGAGUACCACACGAAGGAGAGGUCGCAUUGGACGGGCGAGAUCGGGCUGACCGAGAUCGUCGCGUCCAGCAUCACGUGGAAGGCCGGCAAGGACGUCACCGUGGAGGUGGUGAAGAAGAAGGCCAAGGGCGGAGGCGCGAAGAAGGAGAAGCAGAAGGCAAAGGGCGGCAAGGAGGAGCCGCGCAACUCGUUCUUCCGGGUCUUCUUCAAGAGCCUCAAGGAGGACGGCCCCGUUCCCGACGACAUCGACCUGGAAGCUAUGGGCUUGGGCGACGAUGACGAGGACUACGAGCAGGUCAUGGAGAUGAUCAUGGGCAACGACCACGACAUGGGCUGCGCCGUCCGCGACAACAUCAUCCCCUACGCGGUGCGGUGGUACACGGGCGAAGCCGCCCCAGACAUGGACGACGGCGACGAGGGGGAGGAGGAGGAGUCGGACGAGGGCGACACGUCGGAGGCCGACGAGGUGGACGACGACGAGGACGAGGACGAGGCCCCCAAGAAGGGCGGCAGGAAGGGCCCGAAGGGCGGUGCCGGCCCGAAGCGACAGGGCGGCGGAGCGGGCGGCGCGGGCGGCGCCGCAGCGGCCGGCGGGGAGGCGGGCAAGGAGGACUGCAAGCAGCAGUGA
This is a messenger RNA of Prorocentrum cordatum, 726 nucleotides long. NCBI's taxonomy places the organism in Eukaryota, Dinophyceae, Prorocentrales, Prorocentraceae. The record is from the annotation of a GenBank genome assembly.